Messenger RNA from Glycine soja, 744 nucleotides. RefSeq lists its product as uncharacterized. Lineage: Eukaryota; Viridiplantae; Streptophyta; Magnoliopsida; Fabales; Fabaceae. The record is from RefSeq and is a predicted model, not a curated record. The coding region runs from base 100 to 384 and encodes 94 amino acids. The transcript is spliced from 4 exons.
CGCAGUCGUUUUAAAAGCCCCCCUUUGGGCAUUUCCGUCCUCCAAUAGCACCUUAACACUGUGCCCUCUCUGUUUCUCUCAUUCCUUCGCGAAGCAGCCAUGGCCUCAUUUGCACGUGGAGCCGCAUCUCUAACCCGCAUUGGUCUCUCCUCUUCCAAGACGCCCCUUCAACUCAUCCACCGCCGUGGCCUCGCCGAUCACCAUGGCCCUCCCAAAGUUGCCUGCUGGAAAGACCCAAUGAGCCCGUCUAAAUGGAAGGAAGAGCAUUUUGUGAUUGUCUCUUUAACUGGCUGGGGGCUACUCAUCUAUGGGGGAUUCAAGUUGGCCACAGGAGGCAAGGGCAAGAAAGAAGAGGUUUUGGCAAAAGCAUCAACUGAGGCGUAGAUAAUAUUUACAAUUCAAAGUGUUCUUGGUAAUAAUGCGAGCUCCCAGACUUUUCCGAGAUUUUCAGACUCGGUCUUGUUUCAUGGCAAACAAAUCUUUUGGCUAGUUAUCCAUUAACAUUUGCGAACAGUAAUAUUGGGAGAUGAUUUUUUUUUUCAGAACAACGUGUUUACAUUUAAGUUUUAUUUGCCCGUUUUAUGCAAAUUCCCGCAUUCCUCUACAUUUGCAACCAUUUACUUUUAUUGACAUUAACUACAUAACUACUGAAGGAAGCUAUGUUAUGUUCCUGCCUUACGAGUGAUGAAUACUUGAAUGAUCCCAAUACUAAGGCAAUAAAGAUCCAAUGUGUGUUUGCUUCGA